CUCCUCUUUAGCCCCCGUACGCCACAGAAAACUCGCAGAAGUGAGGGAAAACCAAGAAAAAAAAACAUUUCCUGCUUCCAAAUUUUGUCGGAAUUUUGAAGGGAAGAGGAAGGAUUCGGAGGUGGUGAUGGCUUCCGCUACCGCUUCCAUCUCGUCCCACUCCGUCGCCCUCCGCGACCUCAAAGCUGCGAGGAUUGGAGCCGUGAAGCAGCAGGUGGCCGCGGCCCCGGCGGCGGGCACGGCGGCGGCGAGGGCCCAGCGCGCGAGGGCGGUGCGCCCGCUGCGCGCGGCGGAGCCGGCGAGGCAGCCCGUCUCCGCCUCCGCGGCGGCGGCGCCGGCCGCCGCGCCCGUGGCGGAGGACGCCGCCGCCGCCGCCGUCGACGCCCCUGCUCCGGCCGUGGACUACGAGGCCCUGGCCCAGGAGCUGCAGGGCGCGUCGCCGCUGGAGAUCAUGGAUCGGGCACUCGCCAUGUUCGGAUCCGACAUCGCCAUCGCCUUCAGCGGGGCGGAGGACGUGGCGCUGAUCGAGUACGCGAAGCUGACGGGGCGUCCGUUCCGCGUGUUCAGCCUGGACACGGGGCGGCUGAACCCGGAGACGUACCAGCUGUUCGACAAGGUGGAGAAGCACUACGGGAUCCGGAUCGAGUACAUGUUCCCGGACGCCGGCGAGGUGCAGGCGCUGGUGCGCGCCAAGGGCCUCUUCUCCUUCUACGAGGACGGCCACCAGGAGUGCUGCCGCGCCCGCAAGGUGCGCCCGCUCCGCCGCGCGCUCCGCGGCCUCAGGGCCUGGAUCACCGGCCAGCGCAAGGACCAGUCCCCGGGCACCCGCGCCGCCAUCCCCGUCGUCCAGGUCGACCCCUCCUUCGAGGGCCUCGCUGGCGGCGCCGGCAGCCUCGUCAAGUGGAACCCCGUCGCCAACGUCGACGGCAAGGACGUGUGGACCUUCCUCCGCGCCAUGGAUGUCCCCGUCAACGCCCUGCACGCCCAGGGGUACGUCUCGAUCGGGUGCGAGCCGUGCACCAGGCCCGUGCUUCCCGGCCAGCACGAGCGGGAAGGGCGGUGGUGGUGGGAGGACGCCAAGGCCAAGGAGUGCGGCCUCCACAAGGGGAACAUCGACGACCAGGGUGGGGCGGCGGCGGCGGCGGCGCACAAGGCCGGCGGCGCCAACGGCAACGGGUCGGCCGGCGCGCCGGACAUCUUCGAGAGCAGCGGCGUGGUGAGCCUCACCCGCGCCGGCGUCGAGAACCUGCUCCGCCUGGAGAGCCGCGCGGAGCCGUGGCUGGUGGUGCUGUACGCGCCGUGGUGCCCCUUCUGCCAGGCCAUGGAGGCGUCCUACCUGGAGCUCGCCGAGAGGCUGGGCGGCGCGGGCGGCGGCGUGAAGGUGGGCAAGUUCCGCGCCGACGGCGAGCAGAAGGCGUUCGCGCAGCAGGAGCUGCAGCUGCAGAGCUUCCCGACCAUCCUCCUCUUCCCGAGCCGCACCGCGAGGCCGAUCAAGUACCCGUCGGAGAAGCGGGACGUCGACUCGCUCCUCGCCUUCGUCAACAGCCUCCGAUGAGGGAGAGACCCGAUCGGCACAGCCAUCAUUUGUUCUUGGCAUCCAAUGGCAAUCGACUUGGCGACGACCAUGAUCCGGUGUAUUAGUAUUAGGGUGAGAUGGGUUAAGUUGGGAAUCGGGGAGGUCAGAGGAAGGGGUCGGGGUCAGGGUUCAGAUGCAGUUGCUGCAUCUAUAGCUUUUGCUGCUACUGCGGGUUAAUCCUGGAAAGCUUCUCUUCUUUCGGAGGAAGAGGGUAAUUUGGGUCGUCGUGUGUACUUGUAGCUAGUAAUAACAGAGGAUUGUAAGGGUAAAUUUAAAUAAAAAAUUUUGGUUAUGGAGCUUUUUGUCA
This is a messenger RNA of Oryza sativa Japonica Group (Japanese rice), 1883 nucleotides long. Lineage: Eukaryota; Viridiplantae; Streptophyta; Magnoliopsida; Poales; Poaceae. The record is from RefSeq and is a predicted model, not a curated record.